Molecule: messenger RNA, 333 nt
Organism: Rodentolepis nana
Lineage: Eukaryota; Metazoa; Platyhelminthes; Cestoda; Cyclophyllidea; Hymenolepididae
Source: the annotation of a GenBank genome assembly
AUGUCAUCUCGAGUUACCUGUUUCCUCACUUUCCUCUUCAUCUGGGCUAUCGUCUCUGUUAACUCCUCACCAGUCGGUAGCGAGACUACACCAGCUGAGACAGAGAAGCAAACCACUGAGACCGAGAUGUCCUCAGGCUCCACAGAGAAAGGCCAAGAGGAGGAUGACAAGAAGGAGGAGGAGACACUUCAAGCUUGCAGUUGGGGAUGCGAUAGCUGUUACUAUCUUGCCGAAGAAGGUGAAGGUAACAAAGAACAAAGCAGCGAGUCUGAACAACCAACUUCCUCAACCCCACAACCAUCAUCUUCAGAAUCAUCUGAAGGUUCUCAAUAA